This is a messenger RNA of Caenorhabditis angaria, 270 nucleotides long. The record is from the annotation of a GenBank genome assembly. Lineage: Eukaryota; Metazoa; Nematoda; Chromadorea; Rhabditida; Rhabditidae.
AUGACCGAAACCGCAAUCCAGGAUUAUGGAGAUUUCAAGAAUUUCAAAAAAGGUGAAGUAAAACCGGUGAGUUUUUUGUUUUCUAACGGAAAAAAAAACCGAGAUUUUCUUUUGUUUUUGUAGAUGCCAAUUUAUGAAUGGAUCUAUCUUCAAUAUAUUCUUGUUUCUGGACUUUAUAUGCUCGAACCUUGGGAGCGAAAACUCUUCAAUUCAAUCAUCGUAACAGUCAUCUCAAUAUUCGCUGUUUUAAUCAAAUAUCUAUUUUUCUAA